Sesamum indicum (sesame) is the source of this 1362-nucleotide messenger RNA. Its product is annotated as mitochondrial import inner membrane translocase subunit TIM17-2. Lineage: Eukaryota; Viridiplantae; Streptophyta; Magnoliopsida; Lamiales; Pedaliaceae. Gene Ontology annotation, biological process: protein import into mitochondrial matrix. Gene Ontology annotation, cellular component: TIM23 mitochondrial import inner membrane translocase complex. The record is from RefSeq and is a predicted model, not a curated record. Gene Ontology annotation, molecular function: transmembrane protein transporter activity.
UCAUUCGUCACUCUCUUCGGCUUUUGCACACCACACCGGCCUUCCUUCUCCAGUCCUCCUCAGCUCACGAAACGCCGCGUUUUGAGAUGUUCGUUUGUCUUUGGAAUUCAAGAAUUUAAAUAUGAUUCAAUUGCAGCGGCUGUCAAGAUCGAUUGAAAGACUGAUCCGAAGAACUAGCUUGUCUGCCUAGGUUUCUCCCUCAAAAACUGUAAACUCUCCAUCUUUUUCCACUUCUUGGUGGUUCUGAUCCAUGGGUACCCCAGAAACAUCACGAGAACCUUGCCCUGACCGUAUUCUUGAUGAUGUCGGCGGAGCCUUUGGCAUGGGCGCUGUUGGUGGUGCAGCUUUCCAUUUUUUGAAGGGUAUCUAUAACUCUCCUAAAGGUGAGCGUCUGGUUGGGGGAUCUCAAGCUGUCCGCAUGAAUGCUCCUCGUGUUGGUGGUAGUUUUGCAGUGUGGGGUGGGCUCUUUUCCACGUUUGACUGCACAAUGGUAUACAUCCGACAGAAAGAGGAUCCCUGGAAUUCCAUCAUAGCUGGCGCAGCCACUGGAGGUUUUCUGCAAAUGCGGCAGGGACUAGGUGCUGCUUCACGAUCAGCACUAUUUGGUGGUGUGUUACUUGCUUUGAUUGAAGGAGCUGGUAUUAUGUUAAAUAAAGUUAUGAGUGGACCACAGAGCUUUCCACCUAUGGAGGAGCCACUACCGAACGCGCCUGGUGUGCCUGGGUAUCCAAUGGGGCAAAUUCCUGGACAAGCUCCAGUAAAUGUUGAGAGUAUGGGAGCUGGAUCCUCAUCAUCAUCAUCAUCGCCACAACCUUCAUCUUCUUCCUCAUCAUCUUCGUGGUUUGGAGGCUUUUUUGGUGGUGGGAAGAAGGAGGAGACAAGUGCUAACAAUGGAAGCAAGACAAAGGUUUUGGAGAGCUUUGAUGCUCCAAGUCCACCAUCAUUCGAGUACAAAUAAGUCCAAGGGGAAAUAUCUCUGGAGUAGCUGCUGAUGGCAUUGGAUUUCUGUUUGGAUCACUGUGUAGGGGCAGCUGCUAAAUGGCAUCCGAUUCUGGUACUGGGAUUUACACAAGCUUGGAGAUUGAUGAUCAAGAGAGAUGACAAUUUGUAAUAAACUAGAAUCAGUCUCUUUGGUUUUGAUCAUUUAGUCUGGUUUUUGUACCAGCACUUUAUAAUGUUAUUUUGAUGGUCCUAACAUGUGCCUUUCAAGUAUUGGAACAUGAGACUUCCUGCUAUAAAUUAGAUGAUUGUAGUGCCUUACAUAUUGAGUAGUUUGUAAUAUUGUAUUUGCUGGUUCAACAUAUAAUUCCACACCUAUUAUAAGGAAAAAAUGCCAGGGCAUUGUGGCCCAUUUUUGUUGAU